Erythranthe guttata (spotted monkey flower) is the source of this 1504-nucleotide messenger RNA. The record is from RefSeq and is a predicted model, not a curated record. Lineage: Eukaryota; Viridiplantae; Streptophyta; Magnoliopsida; Lamiales; Phrymaceae.
UCUCCUCAUCAAUGGCAAUAUAGACACACUACCCCCACCAAAACCCACCGCACAAAAUCUGAAAACCCCCAAAAUAGAUUCGGCCGAUAAAUCGGUGGCUGCGGCGAGAACAGAAUCAUGUCAAUGGAGGGCUUUUCAUCUUCUAUUGACCAGCAGAACAUGGUUUCUUCCUUCCUGGAAAUUGCCGUCGGCCAAACCGUCGACACCGCUCGUCAAUUCCUUCAGGCCACUGGAUGGAGGCUUGAGGAAGCUAUUCAACUUUUUUAUGUAGGACAUGAAGGUGGGUUAGCUACAGAAUCUGUAUAUUCUACACCAGCAGAAAACGAUCUGCCCCUCGAUGAAUCAAAUAAUGAGUUUUCAAAUUUGCUUAUCUUUGAAUGUAGUGAGCUGGGAAAGGAAUUGAUGGAUAGAGAUGUGAGAAUAAAUGAUGGAAGUGAUGUACGAGCACCUUUACCUGUGAGAAGGGAUGUUCUUUAUGAUAGCUCAAUGCUCUACGGUAGAGUUCAAAGAGUGGGAGAUUCACCACAUGCAACUCAUUCUGUUGUUCCUUUCCGUAAUUUUGAUGAGGAAAUGAAACAUCCCGGAGUCUGGGAAAUAGAAGCAGGUUCAUCUUCUUCCGUUGCCGAUAAAACUCAGGAUAAUCUUGCAUCUUUAUAUCGUCCUCCAUUUGCUCUGAUGUUCCAGGGGCCUUUUGAAAAGGCUAAAGAUAAUGCAAGGAUGCAGAACAAGUGGCUCCUUGUAAACAUGCAGUCCACCAAGGAAUUUAGCUCGCACAUGCUAAACCGUGACACCUGGGCAAAUGAAGCUGUUGCUCAAACCAUCAAAACCAACUUCAUCUUCUGGCAGGUAUACGAUGAUACAGAAGAGGGCAGCAAGGUUUGUACUUACUAUAAACUAGAUUCCAUCCCUGUCAUUCUCUUGAUUGAUCCUAUAACGGGCCAGAAGUUGCAUGCUUGGCGUGGAAUGGUUCAACCGGAAAAUUUGCUCGAGGAUCUGGUGCCAUUCAUGGAUGGCAGCCCCUCAGAUCAUCAUGUCAGUCUAUCUCAUAAACGUCCGAGAGUACAUACCGAAGCACCAGUUCAUCAUAUUCAAUCAGCUGCAGCUGAAAAUCACGAUGAAGAUGAAGAGGAAGAAUUGCAGCGAGCACUGGCAGCUUCUAUGGUGGACACUAAAGAAAUCGACGAGGGUGACUCGAAAGAAGUGACUGAAGCAAAUAAUGCUGAGGAGACAGAGAAGAAGCCUUCUUAUUUACCGUUGCCUGAAGAACCGAAAGGUGACAGAAGCCUACUUUGCAGAGUUGGAGUCCGUCUCCCUGAUGGCCGCAGAGUGCAGAGGAACUUUCUUCGCACUGAUCCAGUUCAGGUAAAAAUAUUUAUGAUCUUUUGUUUUUGUGUGAUAUCAAUUUUAUUCCGGAAAUUUCUUUGUAUGAUAGCAAUAUUAUCUAUUUCUUUUUUCAUGAAUGAUCUUUUCCUUUGGUGCAUCGUAUUUUUAUUACUCUCAUCGA